GUAUAAAAACGCGCGUUGACGCGCGAGAUCGCCUCACGUCGUGUCAGACUUUAAUCCGCUGAUGUGCACGGAGAAGUGAACUGUCCGUUUGAGCGGAGCGACACGACAGAACGCUUCAGGAGGAGUUUCUACCUUCCCCUUUCCGUCUUAUCCUCUUUUCUCCCCGUUCCCGUGCAUUUGUGAACCGUUUUCUGAGAGCUAGUUCAGCCUGAACUAAGCUAACCUGGAACUAACCUCACUGCUGUUUUUUACAUUUUUCCCGAAGAAACAAAUCGAGCCAGUGAUCUUUUUUUUUCCUUGGUAGCACCGUAUGUGACCAAUGUUUUUAUGAAGUCGUCCUGGAUCACUGAUCUGAGAUCCAAAUACGUUUUCCUCGAGCAAGUCUGAAUGAAUUCACAGCAAACUCCGGAAGUCUGGCGUGCUUCGGUCUGCUGCACAGUUCUCACUCCAGCGUGCCCACGACCUGUCAAGUAAACUUCUUGGAAGCCCUUGCAUUCUAGGAAUCUUUUUCUAGGACUGAGGGAGUGGAGCAAUGGGGGUGAACGCGGUGCACUGGUUUAGGAAGGGUUUGAGGCUGCAUGAUAACCCCUCACUCCGGGAAUGUAUAGUAGGAGCGGACACUUUACGGUGUGUUUACAUACUUGACCCCUGGUUUGCAGGUUCUUCCAACGUGGGAAUCAAUAGAUGGAGGUUUUUACUGCAGUGUCUGGUGGACCUGGAUGCCAGCCUUCGCAAACUCAACUCUCGCCUGUAUGUUAUCAGAGGUCAGCCCACUGAUGUUUUCCCCCGGCUUUUCAAGGAGUGGAAGAUCACUCAUCUGUCAUACGAGUAUGACUCCGAACCAUUUGGGAAGGAGCGGGAUGCAGCCAUCAAGAAGCUGGCCAGCAAGGCAGGGGUGAUGGUCAACGUUAGAAUCUCACACACACUCUACGAUCUAGAAAAGAUCAUUGAGCUGAAUGGUGGACAGUCACCUCUCACUUAUAAACGCUUUCAGGCUUUGAUCAGUAGAAUGGAUGGUGUAGAAAUGCCAACAGAGACCAUUACUGCUGAGACAUUAGGCAAGUGUAUUAUGCCUAUUGCUGAUGACCAUGAUGAAAAGUUUGGUGUACCGUCUCUGGAGGAGCUCGGCUUUGAGACCGACAGUCUACCAACUGCUGUUUGGCCAGGAGGAGAGACCGAGGCUCUGACUCGUCUGGAGAGGCACUUAGAGAGAAAGGCAUGGGUGGCUAACUUUGAGCGUCCCAGGAUGAAUGCAAAUUCAUUACUGGCCAGUCCAACAGGUCUGAGCCCUUAUCUUCGCUUCGGUUGCCUCUCCUGUAGACUCUUCUACUAUAAACUCACAGACUUGUACAGAAAGGUAAAGAAAAAUAGUGUCCCCCCACUGUCUCUCUACGGCCAGUUGCUAUGGAGAGAGUUCUUCUACACAGCUGCUACAAACAGCCCAUGCUUCGACAAGAUGGAAGGCAACUCAAUCUGUGUGCAAAUCCCAUGGGACCGUAACCCAGAGGCAUUAGCAAAGUGGGCAGAGGGCAGGACAGGUUUUCCCUGGAUUGAUGCCAUUAUGGCUCAGCUGAGACAAGAGGGAUGGAUACAUCAUCUGGCACGGCAUGCAGUUGCAUGCUUCCUCACCAGAGGAGACUUGUGGAUCAGUUGGGAAGAAGGUGUCAAGGUGUUUGAAGAGUUGUUGCUGGAUGCAGAUUGGAGUGUAAAUGCAGGCAGCUGGAUGUGGCUUUCCUGCAGCUCCUUUUUUCAGCAAUUUUUCCACUGCUACUGCCCAGUGGGUUUCGGUCGCCGCACCGAUCCCAAUGGAGACUAUAUACGUCAGUAUUUGCCAGUAUUAAAGGGUUUUCCUGCCAAAUACAUCUACGACCCUUGGAAUGCGCCAGAAAGUGUACAGAAGCUUGCGAAGUGCAUCAUUGGGACACACUACCCAAAGCCUAUGGUCAACCACGCAGAGGCCAGCAGAAUAAACAUUGAGCGCAUGAAACAGAUCUACCAACAGCUGUCGUGCUACAGAGGCCUUGGGCUUUUGGCCUCUGUGCCAUCUAAUGCCAGUGGUAACUGCGACGGUGCAGGAGCAUGUCUGAACUCUGCAGACAGCACGCAGGACAGCAAUGCUGCAGGACCAGAUGGAUUAAAAUCCUGGAGACAAGAUAUAAAGCAAAGACAGAGUGACAGAGGAGCAGCCACUCUAAAGAGACAUGGUGAAGAUACAGGAUCAAGCACUGGAUGCAAGAUUCAGAAACUAUGAAACUGUGAUGAGCUACACACUCAGUGACAAGAGCACGCACUUCCAGCUCCCAGCAGGAUGUGAUCCAAAGGGUGGUUGUUGGAGCUUUUUAAACACUGCUUCUCUGCCUGUAUGAAUUGAGAUUCUCUGUGCCCCGUGUGCUAACUUAUAGUGCUUAUUUAUAUGAAAUGUGACUGUAAAUCUAGUUCAUAAGUUUUUAUAUAAAAAUAUAAAUAUUUGUAUUAUAUGCAUUUAAAGUAUGAACAAUGUUUGUCACCAUGCACCAGUCUGUUUAUCGGUAUUUCAGAUAGGCAUGGAAAUAUUUGCAUGUGAUUUUCUUUCUUACGUGUUCAUGCUGUGCCAUAAGGAUGUUCAAUGUUAACACUUUGCAUAGUGUUCAUAUUAUAUAUUUAUACCCAGCCAUGAAUGCAUUUACUUUAAUGAUUAAAACAACGUCAAAAGGAGUUUUAUGUAACUCAUCUGCUAAAGUGGAUGAAAUGACCAUAGUGUGUAUUUUUGUGUAAAAAAGGUUAAUUAAUCUCUUUUCAAAAAUGUGGCCUAAGCCAGUACUAGUAUUAUUUUUGUACAGCCUGCUUUGUAAAUAUGCAUGUACCCUUUUGGCUCAUCGGAAGUGAUUAUAUAUAUUUUUUUUAUAUGAAAAACCGUUUUUGUA
Messenger RNA from Silurus meridionalis, 2903 nucleotides. RefSeq names its product cryptochrome circadian regulator 1b (gene cry1b). The coding region runs from base 533 to 2251 and encodes 572 amino acids. The transcript has 12 exons. Gene Ontology annotation, biological process: entrainment of circadian clock by photoperiod; circadian regulation of gene expression; negative regulation of DNA-templated transcription. Gene Ontology annotation, molecular function: FAD binding; DNA binding. The record is from RefSeq and is a predicted model, not a curated record. Gene Ontology annotation, cellular component: cytoplasm; nucleus. NCBI's taxonomy places the organism in Eukaryota, Metazoa, Chordata, Actinopteri, Siluriformes, Siluridae.